Molecule: messenger RNA, 465 nt
Organism: Pseudocercospora fijiensis CIRAD86
Lineage: Eukaryota; Fungi; Ascomycota; Dothideomycetes; Mycosphaerellales; Mycosphaerellaceae
Exons: 1
Molecular function (GO): oxidoreductase activity
Source: RefSeq, a predicted model, not a curated record
CUCUCCGCAGAUCAGUCAUACAGAGGAGGGAAGUACAUCGUCAACAACUUCAAGCAUAUACCUGAGGUCGCCAAAAGGCUUACGGAAACUGGGACUACUUGCCGCUUCGGUGUGAUCAACGUUUGGCAGCCUGUCUCGCCUGUCACACGAGACGCGUUGGCUCUGUGCGACCGCCGGACGGUCGACGAGCAGGACCUCAGGCCGUGGCAGUCUCACCCCGAUCCAACACAGUGGGACCCCAAGCUACCUCUCCCGCUUUCAGAGAUCUGGAGGCCCAUGUACAAUCCAAAACACAAGUGGUACUACGCGAGCGAGCUACAAACGGAUGAGGCCUUGCUCAUCAAGUGCUUUGAUACAAAGCUUGAUGAGCACUCGAGAGCAGUGCCGCAUAGUGCGUUCCGGACACCAUUGGACCAUGGUCCGCCACGAGAGAGCGUCGAAUUUCGGUGUCUCGCCUUUUGGGAU